Molecule: messenger RNA, 2483 nt
Organism: Dicentrarchus labrax (European seabass)
Lineage: Eukaryota; Metazoa; Chordata; Actinopteri; Moronidae
Product: paired box protein Pax-6-like
Exons: 12
Coding region: 132-1463 (443 amino acids)
Biological process (GO): anatomical structure development; regulation of transcription by RNA polymerase II
Molecular function (GO): DNA-binding transcription factor activity, RNA polymerase II-specific; RNA polymerase II cis-regulatory region sequence-specific DNA binding
Source: RefSeq, a predicted model, not a curated record
CCUCCUCAGAGGAGCAGCUCUGUCUCUCUCUGCACUUGUCUCCUCAGUCAAGGAGAAACUAAUUGGAGGAAAGAAUAGAAGAAAGGAGCUGUUGGAAAACUAAACGAACCAAAACUUUACUUCUCUACAGCAUGCCACAGAAAGAUUUCAGAAGUCAAACAAGCUGGGAGACCGGUGUGGCCUCCAUGAUGCAAAACAGACAAGAGGUCCACGCUCUCUGCAGUGAAGGUCACAGUGGCGUAAACCAGCUGGGAGGUGUGUUUGUGAAUGGGAGGCCUUUACCUGAUUCUACCAGGCAGAAGAUAGUGGAGCUGGCACACAGUGGAGCUCGACCCUGUGACAUAUCCAGAAUACUACAGGUGUCUAACGGCUGUGUGAGCAAGAUCUUGGGCAGGUACUACGAGACAGGUUCAAUCCGUCCUCGGGCCAUAGGAGGGAGUAAACCCAGGGUGGCUACUCCAGAGGUGGUGGGAAAGAUCGCUCAGUACAAGAGAGAGUGUCCGUCCAUUUUCGCCUGGGAGAUCAGAGACCGACUGCUGGCAGAGGGAGUCUGCACCAACGACAAUAUACCCAGUGUUUCAUCAAUUAAUCGAGUGCUGAGAAACCUGGCCAGUGACAAGCAGCAAAUGGGCACAGUGGGAGCUGAGGGGAUGUUUGACAAACUCAAGAUGCUCAAUGGACAAACCACCUGGGGAGGACGCUCAGGGUGGUACGCUGGGACUACACUCACUACCACUGAGUGUCCACAGGCUGAAGGAGGGGAAAACACCAUAUCAGUUAGUUCCAAUGGUGAGGACACAGAGGAAACUCAGAUGAGGCUUCAGCUGAAGAGGAAACUGCAAAGAAACAGAACGUCUUUCACACAGGACCAGAUAGAAGCACUGGAGAAAGAAUUUGAAAGGACUCACUAUCCAGAUGUGUUUGCCCGAGAACGCCUUGCCAACAAAAUAGACCUUCCAGAGGCAAGAAUACAGGUUUGGUUUUCCAACAGACGAGCAAAGUGGAGAAGGGAGGAGAAGUUGAGAAAUCAACGUCGUCAGGUGUCCAGCUCCUCCAGCCAUAUUCCCAUCAGCAGCAGCUUCAAUGCCAGUGUUUACCAGCCUCUACCACAACCUACUACACCAGUGUCCUUCUCAUCAGGAUCCAUGUUGGGAAGGUCAGAUCCAGUUCUGUCCAACAGCUACAGCCUACCAACCAUGCCCAGCUUCAGUAUGGCUGCGAGUCUGCCUAUGCAAGCUUCCAGCCAGACAUCUUACUCAUGCAUGCUGCCCACCAGCCCCACUGUAAAUGGAAGAAGUUAUGAUACAUAUACCCCUCCACACAUGCAGCCACACAUCAACAGCCAGUCAAUGACUUCCUCUGCAACGUCGUCAACAGGUCUGAUUUCCCCUGGUGUCUCAGUUCCAGUCCAAGUUCCAGGAGGUGAAGCGGACAUGUCACAGUACUGGCCACGCCUGCAGUGAUGUCAUUUCUCGCGGCAAUCGUUGUUGCCUGUGGUGACCUUCAACUGGACUGUGUGGGACAUCAGACCCUGACCUAUCCCUACUUUACAGCUUGAAUGUCAAAAAGGACCUGUCAUUGACUGAAACAGACUGUACUGCAACAAAUGAAUAUGAAGAAAUUGCUCUCAUUAUUGAGUGUGAGAAAACCAAAUUCUGGAGAAAAGCAGGACAGAAAAAGGUUUGAGAACUCUUCCAGUUAAAGGAUUUUAAUAUUACUGUAAACCAGUGCAGGUUUGGCUGCAACUGGAUCAAAGUUCUUGGGGAGUUCUCUCUCCACAUCAUCUCCAUCAGCUGCCAUUCAAAGUCUGGCAGGGGAGGACACUCUGGCAGUAGCCCAGAAUGAAAAGCUCUAGCCUGAGCUGUACUCAGGGAGCUCAGGAAGCUGGACCGUCCUUUGGCAACAAUAAACUCCAGACAGGAAUAAACUGCUCAGUGUCCAUUUGGACACUCUUUGGGAAGACAUAUUACCUCCACUUUCAGUUCCUAAUUUAUAUCAUGUUGGUGUAUUUGUAGUUGACUGAAACAUAAAGGGACAAACUUAAUGAAACUUGAACUUAGCUGUCUGCUGUGAAUUUGUUUCAUCAGCAGGUUCCAAAAGCACCGCCCUGGAAUGUGUAUAGAGUUUCGGAAUGUGGAUUCUGGUGAAACGUGUUUGGUAUUGUAAAAACCUCGACCUGGAUGUGAUCUGCUAACUGGCAUGGAGUGAAAACCUGUCUGUUUGGGUGGCUAAAUCUCAGUUUGUUUUAAUUCCAAAGCUCCUAUGUCCAGAAAUUCAAUAGUAAACCAACUAUUGAAAGACUGAAAGCAGAACAAACACUUGCGCUUAUAAAAAAGUGAACAUUCGAUUGUGUCUGGGAUGUAAAUCUGUUUCUAAUUUCAAAGUGUAAAGUAUUUGUCCUCUCCAGUGAUCUGAGAGGGUUUCCAUAAUAAAGUUAUUUCAAUUAUAUUCCUUUUUAGGUUCUACAGUAUGUUAUCAAUGUA